Paramecium tetraurelia is the source of this 1498-nucleotide messenger RNA. RefSeq lists its product as uncharacterized. Gene Ontology annotation, molecular function: protein binding. Lineage: Eukaryota; Ciliophora; Oligohymenophorea; Peniculida; Parameciidae. The transcript is spliced from 7 exons. The record is from RefSeq and is a predicted model, not a curated record.
AUGAAGGGAAAGAAAUUGUUGGAUGAUGAUGAGGAAUUUUCAAGAUCGAAAUCACAGAUGGACGUAUUUCCUAAAUGGCAGGAAUUGAAACCUUUGGGUAAAAAUAUUCAUAGAAGAUCAUAUCAUUCAUGUGUGGCUCAUGAGAACUAUCUUUAUGUAUAUGGAGGAUAUGAAACAAACGAAGGAAUUUUGAGUGAUUUUUGCAGAAUUCCAUCUCCUGUUUCUCCAAAGCCCUUUUGUUGGACAAACUUAAUGAAGAAAGCUCCAGAAGAUAAUGCAUAAGAUUAAGUUCCAGGACCAUUAAGAAAUCAUACAGCAGUAGUUCAUUAGAAUAAAAUGUACAUGUUUGGAGGGAAGGAAAACUUGAUGUCACCAACUGCAAGAUUGUGGAUCUAUGACUUUUAGGAGGAAGUAUUUGUUGAGGGAAAGGAAUGCAUAAUUGAUGGCAAGAAGAUGGCAGUGGAAGGACAUUAAAGUUGUUUAUGGAGUGAAUAAUAAUAGAUGGUUGUCUUUGGAGGAUUUUACAGUGAUACUGGAUAUAGAUCAUCAAUAUUAUUUUAUGAUUUAUAGAAGGAAAUUUGGUCAAUGGUAUUCAAAGGAGAUAAUAAUUCGGCAUAAUUUCCAAAAGGGGAGAGCAGAAGCAGGAGUUACAUUAAUUGGAAACACAUUGUAUAUUUGGGGAUUUUUUGGAAAUUUGACUUGGAAAAUAGAUAAUAUGGGGGAUUAAUUGUAACUGAAAAAUCACCAGGAACAAGAUCAUCUACAUCAUUGCUAGUUCAUCCAUAAGGGAUUAUGUUAUUUGGAGGAAUUCAUGAUAUAACUCAUGAGAAAAACGACUUGUGGUUAUACAGAGGGAAUGAGUGGAUUUAAUUGGAAGAAGAUACAAGUAGGAGACAAGUUGCUGAUGAAAUGUUAAAUGAGUCUGCCUUUGACAAAGCUAGUCAGGCAAGACCACAAAAGAAGGAGAAAGGUAAAAAUGAACCUAGAUCCUUUUUAUUGUUGGAUGAUGAACCUAAGAAUUCUCUUCAUUAAAGAAGAAACUCUGUGAAAAAUCUAGAUUAAAAGUAACCCACUGAUACUAACAAUAAUUUCUAAUUAAACAGUAUGGAUGAAUUGAAGAAGAAACGAUUGCAACAAAAGAAAAACUAAAUGCUGGCUGAAUUCGAAAUGAAUGAAGAAGAAAAAUCAAAGUUUAGAAGUUCAUCACCCACAACAGAUUAAAUUAAAAAUUCAAUAAGUGUGAUCACUAAUUAAGAAAAACAAGGAGGAUAAAGAAAAAUCCAAUCACCAACAGGCAAAAAGAAUGCAAUCUAGGCAUCUCUUAGUGGCAAGAAACCAUGUGCUAGGGAUGGUCAUAGUGCGAUUGUAAUGGGUGACAUAAUGAUCGUAUUUGGAGGAGACAGAAAUUUAAUGUCCUUUAAUGACAUCUAUAUGUACUCGUUCAAUUAGAAAUGAUAAUCUUAAAUAACUUUAAUAUUCGAAAUACAAAGUACGUAUU